AUGGAGCAGCCCCAGCCGUCUCCCCGCCCUGGAGUUCUUAAAGACUCCUCAGCAACAGGAGACAGAACAAAAAGGAGACAGGUGGUCCGCUUCGCCAGCUCUUCUUUUGCUGCUGACACCCCAGAAGAGCCUUCCCCAGCAGCAGCAGCAGCAGCAGCAGCAGAAGCAGCAGAAGCAGCAGAAGCAGCAGCAGCAGCAGAUGACGACGGUGCAGCACAUUCCUGGAGCCAGCAACAAAGCACUGCCCAACUUCCUCCUUCUGCUUCUCUCGCGUCCGUCCCUCAGCAACAGCCCUCGCUAUCGCUGCAGCAACAGCAGCAGCAGCAGCAGCAGCAGCAUCUGGAGUUGUCAAGGUCUUUAGUCUCUCGAUCGAGCGCCCAACUGUCUUCAAUGUCUUCGGAGGAUCCCUCGUAUCUAACGAGUCUCCCUGGGGGCCCCCUAGGGGCCUCAGGGGGGCCCCAGGGGGGCCCCCAAGGGGCCUCUAUGGGGGCCUUAGGGGGCCCCCAAGGGGCCUCUAUGGGGGCCCUAGGGGGCCCCCAGGGGGCCUCUGGGGGGCCCUUGGAGAGCCUAGAGGGCCUCGAGGGGCCCCAGGAGGGCCUAGAGGACUCUCAGGGGGCCCCAGGGGGCCCCCUGGGGGGCCCCUCAGGGUCUUCGCAACAAUCCGUAAUGUCAGGGUUGUCUCUGACAGCGUCUGGAGCUGCUUCGCGAUCGUCUCCUUGGGAGUCGAGAGGGCUGCAGCAGCAGCAGCAGAAGCAGCAGCAGCAGCAGUCAAGGGCCCUUGAGGCCCUCAGCAGCGAAGAGCUAGAUGAGGGACUUGCGCAGCUGAUAAGCUCGCUUAGAGAAGGGAAGAUAGGUGUCUCCUCUCAUAGCUUCUCUACUUCUGCUGCUGCUUCUGCUGCUGCUGCUGCAGAUAAGCCUUCAGCCUCUGCUGCAGCAGUAGAAGACUCAGCACCACCGAGCCCAGAGCAUGAAGCAGCAGCAGAAGAGGGGACCAGUCAGCUGUCUCCUACCUCCAGAGACACCCGGAGAGGAGACAAUUCAAAAGGCCUUCCAGAGCCGCCUUCUGCUGCUGGAAGAGGCGCAGCAGCAGCAAGUGCAGCACAGCAGCAGCCUGAUGCUUCCGCUGCUAUGAGGGCUUCACGCUCACUUAGGGAGAAGCCGAAGCCUCCCGCAGCAGCAGCAGCAGCAGCAGCAGCAGCUCCAUCCAGUGUGCUGCAAAGUCAAACGCCUACCAAGAGAAAGAGCAGCACUGAGAGCGUGGGGAAGCAGCAGCAGCAGCAGCAGCAACAGCAGCAGCAGCAGCAGCAGUCUCCUGCGCCACGGAAAGUGGUGAACCCUUCUCCGCCUGCGGUGAAUCGUUCAGAAGCAACAGCAGCAGCAAAAUCAGCAGCAGCAGCAACAUCAGCAGCAGACAGGGGAGGCUCAGUGGGGGGAGAAAGCCUCGGAGACAGCCUAGACAGCUUCCUUGCUAGCCCCAACAGCAGCACUUCUAGCGCGUCUCCUGCAGCCAAAAGAGCAGCAGCAGCAGCAGCACCAAGAGCAGCAGCAGCAGCAGCAGCACGAAGCGCAGCAAUGAACCGUUCCAAUAUGGGGGUGUCUCCGUCUGCUUCUCCUUCAAAAAAGAGAGAAGAGACAAAUAAACAUCAAGGCAAGCUAAGGGCCUCCUGGGACCCCUUACUAGAUGUUAGCUCCAGCAGCUCGGGUGUCUCCUCAGCUGAGGAGACACAGAACGAAGAAGAGCAGCAGCAGCAGCAGCAGCAGGCAGCUGCAGCAAACCCCAACCAACGCAGGAGAGAUCAGGCACCGUACAAGUCUCCUGCUGCAUCCCAGCAAAUGAAGAAGGGACACGCAGCAGCAGCAGCAGCUCCUGCUGCUGCUGCACGCAGGCCAAAGUAUACGAGGUCUCUUGUUGCUGCUUCUCAGGGAGACUUGCAAGAGGCCCAAAGUGGGGAUUACUUCCGUGGAAUCAGCAGCAGCAGCAGCAGCCGCAGCAGCAGCAGCAGGAGCAGCAAUAACAACAGCAGCAGCAAUCGGGGGCAACGAAAUGGAGGCUCUGCUCCACCGGGCCCUUCUCGCAGCGGUAGUAGGGGCCCCAACAUGCAGCAGCAGCAGCAGCAGCAGCAGCAGUCGUGCAUAAUCGGAGAGAGGAUGGACUCCAGCAAGUCGUUUAGCUGCGGACAGGAGUUGCUGCAGCAGCAGCAGCAGCAGCAAGCUUUGCUGCAGCAGUCUGGCGAGGAGCUGCAGCGCGAAAGCGCUGAGCUGCAGCUGGAAGAGCAGCAAAUGCUGGCAGCCUUAGCAGCAGUAGCAGCGCGGCAGCAGCAGCAGCACCGCCAAGCAGCAGCGCUGCUAGAAGGCCAAGCAGCAGUGCAGCAAAAUGAAAUGGAGGUAAUAAGGAUGCAGAUGAAGAACAUGAGGGCUGCUUUACUGAGCUGCCGUGCUGCAGCAGAAGCAGAGAGACAGGAGUUCUUGCAGCUUGCUGCUGAGCUGCGCAUGUACAGGUACAGCAGCAGCAGGAGCAGCAGCAGCUCGCUCACAGCUAGGCAAAGGCUCAUGUUGCUGCUGCAGCAGCAACUCAAACACUACAACGAGAUGGCUGCUAAGGCUCAGCUGCAGCGGCAGAAGAGCGACGAGCUGCUGCAGCAGCAGCAGCAGGCUUCUGCAGAGGCCGCUGCCAAUCUGCAGCAGGAGCAGCAGCAGCAGCAGCAGCAGCUGCAAGCAAAGUACGCCUUAUUGAUGAGCAGAGACAUGCAGCAGCAGCAGCAAGUAAACCGUUCCUUAGCGGAGACACAAGAUAAGUUUAGGGAGCUACAGAUUAAAGAGCAGCAGCUGCAGCAAGAGUUGGAGGCGCAGCACCAGAAGUUCAUGGAGGAGCAGCAGCGGCUUCUGGAGCAGCAGCAGCAAGAACAUCUUGCUGCACUGACGGCGGAGCGGGAGCAGCAGCAACAGCAGCAGGAGCAGCUGCUACAGCAGUAUCAGCAGCAGAUGGCAGAGUUAGAGGCCCUAAAGGAGCAGCAGAUGCAGGAGCAGCAGCAGAUCGAAGCAGCACUGGAGCAGCAGCGGCAGCUGCUGCAGCAGGAGCAGCAGCAGCUAGAAGAGGCCCACCGACAGCAGCAACAAGCCCUAGAAGAUGAAAUGCAGCAGCAGCAGGAGCUGCGACAGCAGCUGCUAGCAGAGCAUGCGAGGCAAGAAGAGUUGCUGCACCUGCAGCAGCAGGAACUGGAGCAGCAGAGGCAGCAGCUACUGCAGGAGGAGCAGCAGCGAGCAGCAGAAUAUGCAAGACAAACAGAAGAGCUGCAGCGCGCUCACCAGCUGAUGGAGCAGCACGACUUUGAGGUGCAGCAGCAGCGGGAGGACCUGCUGCGGCUGCAGCAGCAAAUCCAGCAGCAGCAACUCGCGCUGCAGCAGCACGAAGAAGACAGACCGCCGGAAGCUCAGAUGCAGGCAGGUGAGCAGCAGCAGCAGCUGCAGCAGCAGCUGCAACAGCAGGUGCUCCAACAGCAGCUACUGCAGCAGCAGCUACUGCAGCAGCAGCAAGAACUGCUGCAACAACGGCAGCAAGAACAAAUGGAGGUAGAGCAGCUGAAGCAGAGACUGCUAGAAGAGCAGGCGCAUGCGUCGCAGCUGCAGCAGUCACAGAUGCAGCAGUUGCUGCAGCAGCAGCUGCAGCAGCAACUUGAAGAGCAGGAGAGGCAGCGCUUGCUGCUGCAGGAGGACAGCACCAAGCAGCAGCAAAUGCAGCAGCAAGUGCAGCAGCAAAUAGGCCCUGGAUAUGCUCCAGCAGGUGUGCAGCAAGUGGGCCCUUCGGCCGGCCCGCUGCUGCAGCAACAGCAACAGCAGCUGCUGCAGCAGCAGCAGCAGCAGCUUGCACAGCUGCAGAAGCAGCAGCAACUAGCACAGUUGCAGCAAGGUGAAGAGGCAAGGCCGUUCCUGCAGCAGCAGCCACCGCAGCAGCAACUGCUGCUGCAGCAGCAGCAAGAUUUGUUGCAGGCUGCUGCCCGUCCCCUGUCUCCUAGCAUGACUCGCGAGGAGCAGCUGCAGCAAAUUGAAGCAAUGGAGAAAGAGCUGCAGCAGCAGCAGCAGGCUGAGAUAGAAGCCUCAAAGAAGGGUCUUUCAAAGGCGUUGCUGCAGCAGCGGGUUCCAGCUGUGCUGCAGCAGCAGCUGCAGCAGCAGCAAGACCACCAAGAGGGCCUCCUCCCCCCUGCUUUGUCUCCUGCUACUGCUGCACCUGUCUCCUCUCCGUCUCCUAAACGCCAGCAGCUACAUCUUUCUUUGUACGAACCUGAAGAAGCAGCAGAGCGCGAGCAUUACAAGCUGCUUAAUGAGGAGUUGCAACGCCGUUGCGUGGGGCUGCAGCAGCAGGUAGUGGAGCUUCAGCAGCAGCAACAGCAGCAGCAGCAGCAGACCGGCGCGCUGCAGCGGGAACAGAUCGACUUUGCUGCUGAGAAGCUCUCAGAGCUAGAGAAGUAUGCGCAAGCCCUCGAGCAGCAAAACAAAGAGUUGUUAGAGACAGCUGAAGCAGCACUGCAGCGGCAGCGCCAAGAGCAUCAGGAGGAGCUGCAGCGGGUGCAUCAAGGGACGCAGCAGCAGCUGCAGCAGCAGACACAGCAGCACGAGCAGCAACUCGAACGUGAGAGAGAGCAGCUAGCUUCUUUCUUUAAGAACGAAUAUAACAAAGUUAUGGUGCAGGCGAAAGAGCAGCAGCAAGAGCUGCAGCGAGCUAAUACUCUAUUAGAUGAAGCAAGAGAGAAGCAAAAGGGGGUAGAGGAGCUGCAGCAGAAAACAGAAGCAGCGCAGCAGGAAGCCAGACGGUUUGCUGCGGAGUACCUCACAGCUGUUCAGGAGAAGGAGACAGCUGCAGCAACGGUGCAGCAGCUCAAGGCUCUUAAAGCUGCUGCUGAAGAAGAGAAGCAGCAGCUAGCUCAGUCUGUGGAGAGGCUGCAGAAAGAAACAGCGGAGAUGAGACAGCAGCAGCAGCGUCAGUGGGAGCAGCUGCAGCAGGAAAAGGAUUCGCUGCAGCAGCAGCUGCAGGCGGAGAAGCAGCAGUUGCAGCAGGAAGUGCAGCAAGCGCAGCAGCAGCUAGCAGACGAACGCGAGCAGAUGCGUAUGCUGCUGCAGCAGGAGAGAGACACUCUGCACCAACAAGCAAAGAAAGAGAGACAGCAGCUUCUUAAAGAAAAAGAUAAUAACGACAAAGCCCACAGAGAGCUCUUAAGAAAGCUAGAACACUCGGAAAACCAGUCAAUAGUAAUGAAGCAGCAAGCAGCAGCAGCAGAAUUUGAGAGCAAAGUGUUAGCGGCGAGGUGUGAGAAGCUGCAGCAGGAGCUGCAACAGCAGCAGCAGCAGCAGCAGCAAGUACGGGAGGAGAGACAUAAAACAAUACAAACGCAGCUAGAAGAAGAGCGUAGUCUAAGUCAGAGGCAUGCAGAACGCUUAAAGAGGCUGCAUACAGAACAGCUAGAAGAACUGCAGCAAAAAUAUGAAGAAGCAAUAGAGACACUUAAACAUAAGGGCACGGAGAAGGCAGAGAGAAAGGCUCAAGUACUUGAGCAGCGUCUAGCAGCAUUAGAAGCUGAGCAAGAAGAGAGGAAGAAGAAGCUGCUGCAGCAGCAUCAGCAGCAACUUGAUCAGCAUAAACAAGCAGCAGAGAUAGAAAAACACAACCUGCAGCAAGAGCUAGCAGCAUUAAAAGAUAAAAUUAACUCCCAGACUGAACAACUCAGAGACAAACAUAAAAAAGAAAUGCAGCUUCUUGAAGAAAAAUAUAAAAAAAAGGCAGCACAACAUGCAGACAAAAAUGCAGCGCUUGAGGAGCAGCUGGCUGAGGAGCGCCAGAAGAGGAGACAGUUGGAGCGGUUCCGGGGGUCUCUGCUGCAGCGAGUAGAGCAGCUAGGUGAAGAAGCACAAAGCCUAGAGAGACGCCUAGGAGAGAUUACAACAAAGUACGAGACAGCAAAAAACAGCAGAGACAGCGCCUUACAGCAGCAAGAAGAGCUGCAGGAGGAGGUGAAGCGCUACAAGCAGCAGCAGCAGCAGCUGCAGCGAGAGGCGGAAGAUGCACAGCAGCAGCUGCAGCUCCUACAGCAGCAGCUGCAGCAAAAGACCAAACAGUUCGAAGCUGCACGCAGCAUGCAUGAGCGUACAAGCGAGCAGCUAAAGGCAGCAAAUGCAGAGAUAACGAGAAGGAGACAGAAUCUGCUGUCUGCUACUGAUAAGUGCAAAGCUCUUCAAGAGUCGUUAGAUGAAGCUGCAGCAGAAGCAGCAAAAAAAAGCCAGGAAGCAGCCUCCUGCCAGAAGCGACUACAGCAGAAGGAGCAGACAAUAUCGGAUUUGCAGGCGGAGUUGGAGGAUCUUGAGAAGAGACAUCAGCAGGCGCUGCAGCAAGCUAAGUCUCUUGCUGCAGCGCAGCAAGAGGCUACGAUGCUGCAGGAGGAGACAGCCAGCCUCCGUGCUGCCUUAGCUAAGGCGAGGACUCAGAGCAAAGCAGCAGAAGCGCAGCUAGCAGCAAAAGACCUAGAGAUGGAACAGCUGCAAAAACAUGCAGAGACAGCUAAAUCAGAGGCGAAGAGUUCUUUUGCGGUAGAGGCGGAGAUGCUGCGAGAAGAAGAGAAAAAGAUGUCUCAGCGUCUGUCUCAGAGCGAGGCUUUGGUAGAGGAGCUGCGGGAGACAGCAGCAGCAGAAAGAGAGAAGGCAGCAGCAGCAGCUUCAGCUGCUGCUGCAGCACAAGCUGCUGCUGCUGCAGCAGAAGAGCGAUCUCGACUAUUAGCAGAAAGAAUUAAAACCCUAGAAGACAGCCGCAGCAACCUGGAGGUGCAGCUCGCACACAAAACCCAGACAGCGCAGGAGGCGAGCGCGGAAGCAGCAGCAGCAAUGCAGUCUCUGAAAGAAUUCCUUGCAGGCUUCAGCAAAGAGCAGCAGCAGAUGAGGCAGAUGCUGCAGACCAUUAGCAGCAGCAAGCGCGAAGCCGGCACUGCUGCUGCUGCACCUGCUGCUGCUGCGGGCACUCCGGCAGAGAACGCCUCAGCAGACACUGCAGUGGCUGCGCAGGUGCAGCAGCUCAGCCAGCAACUCGCAGAGCUAACCAAACUGCAGCAGCAGCUGCAGCUGCAGCAGCAACAGCAGCCGCUUACCGGCAGAGGUGAAGCAUCAGGCCCAGCCCCAGCAGCAGCUGCAGCAAGCAACAACAACGAGGCUAUGCAGAUUAUCAAGCAGCUGGUUGAGCUUAUACGAACCCCCAAAGAGCAGCAGCGCGAGCCUGUGUCUCCGUUCUCAUUAGCAGCAACAGCAGCACCAGCCGCACCACCAGCAGCAGCACCAGUAGCAGCACCAGCAGCACCGGCAGCAGCUCAAGCGGGAGCUUUACCUUUGGAAGUGCGUCGUCUCCUCAACAGCGUAUUAAGUUGGGUCUCUCAGAGGAGAGGCAGCGUCCCUGGGGUGUCUCUGCUGCAGCUGCUGCUGUCUCUGUCUCCUUUUGUUGGUGCUGAGGAGACAGCAGCAGCAAUCUGCAGCCUAGGAGAGUAUCUGUCUCCUUUAGCUGGGCUUGAAGGCCUUUCCCGUGUGGUGUCUCCCCCCUCGCGUGCUGCUGCUAUGUGGAGACAGUCGGCCAGCUACAGGCCUACGAACGCUGCAGCGGAGCAGCAGCUGCAGCAAGCAGUGCAGCAGGUGCAGCAGCAAGCAGCAGCAAGCCCAGGAACCCCUCUCAAGCAGCAAGAUGCUGCAGUUGCUGCGCUGCUUAAUGCAGCCCCAAAGGCCCACCCUAUGUCUGUUGUGCAUGCAACGAGAGGCCUAGGGCCUCUACUGGAAGCAAAUGCUUCGCUGCAGUUGCUGCAGCAAGCUAAGGCAUCAGGGGCCCCCCCCAUAGAGCUUGCUGCUGCAGCAUAUCGCUGCUUGCCGGAGGCUCAGGCACGCAGUUUCUGUGAAGAAGUGCAGCAGCAGCAAAGCAGCAGCAGCAGCACCCCGCUGCCACAAAAACAGCAACUUGAAAUGAUAGACGAGCUGCUGCUGCUGCUGCAGCAGGCGCUGCAGCUAGCAGCAAAGAACCCACUUCAGCAAACAGUGCAGGGGCCCCCUCAUUACUUCGUCGGGCCUCCGGCUCCUCCUCCAUGUGGCGGGGGCGUCUUAGUUCCAGGUGUAUGUACAGCUCAGGGUGUCUUCCCUGGUGUUGCUGCUGCACCUGCUGCUCCACCACCGGCGUUCGUGCCGGUGCUGCCUCAUGGCGGCGCCCGCUGCUCGGGGACAGGCGGCAGCAGCAGCGGCCCCGUGUCUCCUGUAGCUGCUGCUGCUCCUUUUGCUAUUGCUGUGAGAGGCAAGGAGAGAGCCUUCGCCUGUCAGCAACCCCCUCGCAACUAUGCAGUAGACGCGAGGCUUAAGUACGAUGUCCUCGCCAACGGCAGCAACAAAUCAAGCAACUAG
Molecule: messenger RNA, 8409 nt
Organism: Eimeria acervulina
Lineage: Eukaryota; Apicomplexa; Conoidasida; Eucoccidiorida; Eimeriidae
Exons: 7
Coding region: 1-8409 (2802 amino acids)
Source: RefSeq, a predicted model, not a curated record